ACUUGAUGUUGUUUCGUUCGUUAUUAAUUUUUAUUUAUUUGAACUAUUUCAGACGAUUUUAUGGUGCUCAUUAGUCUUGUUAGACAUUUUCUGGGUCCUUAAUUGCCCUCUGUAACCCCGGCGGUUGAUCGGUUGAUUGGUAGUCCGUGGAACACUGAGGCUGAGCCUUCCAUUCAACAUGGACAUGUCGCGGAAGGAACUGGACCUGUUGCACGGACACCAAGUGGCCAUUAUUCCAGGCUACAAACGCUCGGUGUAUGUUGAGCUGGUCGAAGGGCAGGCCGAAAUUUUUGGGAUGUUCAUGAGCGCUGAUGAACGCUACUGUUUCACUUAUCCGCAUCGUGCGGUUCUGGCCACAUACGAUGGCUGCCGCGUUGCGGUGGAAGCGGACAACUGCGAUCUGGAAGUACAGGUGAUCAAGGAUGAUCCGUUUCCUGCGUUGGUGGGCGCUAUGCAUGCUGUUCUGGAACAGCAACGCCAGGAUGCGGUGAAAUCCGCUGGGGAAGUGGUUGGACCGAAGGUGUUGGUGGUGGGACCAAUGGACAGCGGAAAAUCCAGCUGUUGUCGCGCAUUGCUGAAUUACGCUGUCCAAGCCGGAUGGAAUCCGACAUUUGUGGAUGUUGAUGCUGGACAGCAAGGUUUGACACUGCCUGGCACCCUCUCGUCGGCCAUUUUGCGUGCUGGGACCAAUGAACUGGGUCAGGUAGACCAUGCUGAGCGGGUGGAUUUGCCUUUCGGACGGGUUAACCUGAACGAAGACUGCAAGUUGUACCAAGCGCAGAUUUGGAAGCUGGCGGAAUUUGUCCAGUCCAGUUUCUCCAAUGCCCAUCUCCGUGCCAGUGGGGCCAUCAUCAAUACUGCCGGCUGGAUUGAUAGUAACGGGUUCCUGCUGUUGUUGGAAAUUGCCAAAGCGUUUCAAGUGGAUAAAGUGAUCGCGCUGGAAAAUGUUUAUUUGGGCCACCAGUUUCGCCAAUGGGCAGCUGAUCACGGUGUGUUGCUGGAUGUGUUGUUUGCCCGGAAGCCGACGUGUCUGGCGGAGCGAUCUAUUGAAACGCGCCGAGAUUAUCGCGAUUGCAUGGUGCAGAGCGUUUUCGUCCGGCGACCUAAGUUUACUGUGACUGUUCCAUUGAGUAAUCUGAUCUUUUAUCAAGUGGCAUCCUUUCAUGCUGUGGAGACACGCAAUGGAAAGAAGCUGGGCGUCAGCAACCAAAUUGCUCACGCAGGAAAUUGCCGAGAUCGUUUACUGGGUGUCAGCAUUGCCCCAAAUUUGGUAGUAGAUGUCAAACAGUUCCCACUACAAGGAUUCGCUGUGCUGUUGUCUUUCCAAACGAAAACCGACGAAGCGCGCUUAAUUUCUACUGUUGAUUUGAAUUUGUUGCCCGCACCAGUCAUUUUGUUGAGCACUGUUGUUUCCGCAGUUACUGUGCGUGAGAGUCUGGGUGUUAUGAAUUAACGUUAACAGUAUAAGCUCUAUGUUCGAAUCUAAUAACUUCGUAUGCGCACAGUUUAUUCUGUUGAAAUUUAUAUAAGACUGCAAAAUUGUACGUAAUUUCUCUCGAUAUAUCCGCAUUGUAUUACAAAGUUAUCCGCUACGUGUACAUCCGAAAAUUUCUUUAA
This is a messenger RNA of Paramacrobiotus metropolitanus, 1617 nucleotides long. RefSeq names its product polyribonucleotide 5'-hydroxyl-kinase Clp1-like. Gene Ontology annotation, cellular component: nucleus. NCBI's taxonomy places the organism in Eukaryota, Metazoa, Tardigrada, Eutardigrada, Parachela, Macrobiotidae. The record is from RefSeq and is a predicted model, not a curated record. The transcript is spliced from 8 exons. Bases 179 to 1453 code for a protein of 424 amino acids. Gene Ontology annotation, biological process: tRNA splicing, via endonucleolytic cleavage and ligation. Gene Ontology annotation, molecular function: polynucleotide 5'-hydroxyl-kinase activity.